Messenger RNA from Temnothorax curvispinosus, 4628 nucleotides. RefSeq names its product protein timeless homolog (gene timeout). The transcript has 28 exons. Gene Ontology annotation, biological process: DNA replication checkpoint signaling; DNA repair; replication fork arrest. The record is from RefSeq and is a predicted model, not a curated record. Gene Ontology annotation, molecular function: DNA binding. Gene Ontology annotation, cellular component: replication fork protection complex. NCBI's taxonomy places the organism in Eukaryota, Metazoa, Arthropoda, Insecta, Hymenoptera, Formicidae. Bases 438 to 4421 code for a protein of 1327 amino acids.
UGUUGCGUUUGACGGUACGGCGGUACGCACGUACUAUUGUUUCGGUUUUCUCGGAGAAGCGCGAAAGUUAGUGACAGGCUUAACGCCUUUCGUCACGCGUCUCGUACCGGUCGUUUCGAGUGUGCGUCUCGUUGUCAGAAGUGCGGAGUGCUUAAUUCACGCGCGCGACAUACCUUCUCCGGCGUGAGACAUAACCUCGAACCUCGAACGCGAUGUAGUGCGGGACAGUGCGGGACCGUCGUCGUCGUCGCCGGUGUUGGAUAUUUCGCAAAGUGUCGUUGUUAAGCUGAUUUUUCGGGGGCUAACGAAAUUAAAAGCGAAACGGAUGUGCGCCAUUAUUCAGUAGUCACUGCAGUCGUGUACCUAUAUAAAAGUCAUUGACAGUCUGAGGGAUAAAUAUUGCACGCUGAAAAUUUCGUGGUGCAAAUUGUUUAAGCAUGGCAGAUUAUCUCUCGGCUGAACUCACUGCCACUUGCGCUGUGAUUGGAUAUUUUGAUGGGACUACUUAUCACUUGGACAAAAAUUGCUUAGAUGUUAUAAAGGAUCUCAUUAGAUAUCUUAAGAGAGAUGAUGAUACGCAUACUAUAAGACGCUUUCUUGGGCAAACGAGAUUACUCCAGACGGAUCUUGUGAAGAUUCUUGUACAUCAUGUUGAGAAUAUCGAACUUUGGGAUGUCUUAUUGCGAUUACUUAUUAAUUUGACAAGCUCUGCGUUUGUAAUUUACAAUGAACAAAUACCAACUGAGAAGACGACGUAUAGUUUGUAUCAACAAAUUGUUUCAUAUUUACAAGAGUAUAAGGCAGCGUUAACCGAUGAGAAUGUGUGGGUAGCGGUAGCUGGCCGUUUGGGGAAUCUACUUAACAUUGAUAGUACAGAAAGAGGGGAAGAAAAUGAGUUGACAAUUGAAAGAAUACUUGUUUUUAUUAGAAAUGUACUGCAAGUGCCACCUAAUGAUAAUGAUAAAAGAGCUGAUAACGAUGCUACUGUUCACGAUGAGAUAUUAUUUGCAUUUCACGCUUCAGGGAUAGUGGACAUUUUGUUGUUUAUUGUCAGUAACAAUAAGGAACAGCAAUAUCACAUGCAAAUUUUAGAGAUUAUAUCUUUAAUGUUACGUGAGCAAAAUGCAAGCCUAUUGGCUGCAUCUGGGUUGCAACGUAGUACCGCUGAAAGGGAAAAUGACGAGGCUAGCCUCGUAGCCCUGCGACAAAAAGAACUGCGCGAAAAAAUGGACAAAGUAAAAAAAUACGCUGGAUCGAGACACUCACGAUUUGGCGGUACUUACGUUGUGCAGAAUAUGAAAGCAACCGGAGAAAAUCAAAUGAUAUGUCAUAAACCGUACCAAAAGAUAGAAGCAUUGGAAUUCGGUACCAAUAAGAAAAGAGUGAAGCGACGCAAAGAUAAAGUGAGCCUGCAAGACACCAAGGAGGAACGCACGUCUGCCCUCAGCGUGCGACUUUUUCUAAAAGAAUUUUGCGUAGAAUUUCUAAGCGGGGUUUACAAUUCCGUGAUGAAAUUCACCAGAUCUUGCUUUAUCAACGACCCUCAGGGCCAAGCAGGGGAAACGGCUGUCUAUCUAUGGGCCUUGCGUUUCUUCAUGGAGUUCAAUCGACAUUAUAAGUUUCAAGUGAAAUAUGUGAGCGAAACUAUAUCCACACAAGUGUUCUAUUUAGUUCAAAGACAAAUGGAACAAUAUUAUGAGAUGAUAUUAGUUGACAAAAAGAGGAUACCGCUUUGGUCUCGUAGAUUGCAUUUGGCAUUAAAAGCAUAUCAGGAGCUUCUUAACACUCUUAUGAUAAUGGAUAAGAGCACAGAUGAUGGUGUUAAGGAAUCCAGCAAGAUAAUUAAAAGCAAUAUCUUUUAUGUCCCGGAAUAUCGGGAAACGAUACUCUCUCAGCUUUUGUGCUUCGACGAGGUUAAAAUGUCACGGCAGUACUUACUGGAUCUUAUAACGACUGUUCACAUAUUUCUAAAAAUGCUUGAACACUUCUGCCAGAAAGGCCAACGGCAUCUCAUAGUCCAAAAAGUAAAGGCAAAGAGAAGAAAGGUUAAAAAGAGAAAAAAACCUACUGAGGAAAACGUAACUCCUGCGGCUCCUACUUUGGAGGAACGUUGGGACAUUGUCAGUCUCGAAUUAUCUGCUGUUAUGCGCGAUGCUGUUAUACCUGUAGUGGUGCCGUUUGAUGCAACCUUAGACACGCCUAUCGACGAUCAAAAAACAGACGCCAUGAAGAAAAUUCAGAAAUUAAUGCGACAGAGGAACUUGGAACAGGCAGUUGGUCUCCUACGUGCAGCAAGAGAAAUCUGGCCCGAGAAUGACUGCUUCGGAAAAGUGGACAUACUUCCCGAGGAAGAAUUCCUAGCUCUUCGCGAGAUCUUUUUUGCAGAUCUGGGUGUGAUUGAAGAUCAGAUCGUCGUUCAGGAAACAAACGCGGAUAAAGAGACUGAAAAUUCUGCAAACCGUGAAGAAGAUGAAGAAGAAGAGGAUGAAGAUGAUGAAGAAGAAGAGGGAGGAACUAUUUUCCAAGAAACUGACUUUAAAUUGGAUGAAUUUCUUCAAAGGUUCGCCAACGUGAAAGUCGUCAAGGCUUUAGCACUACUAAUGCAACAAUUCGAAAACAACACAGUCGAAGUAAAUCACUAUAUAACAAAAAUGUUACAUCGGAUUGCUUGGGAUUACAAAAUGCCGGGUAUGAUAUUUCAAGCGUCCAUAUUUCGGACUUUUCAAAGAAUCCUCGAGUCGAAGGAUCCUGCACAUAAGGAGCUCCAAAAGUUCGCGGUCUUCAUAAUCCGCCGUUUCAUCGAAGUCGCCCAGAAGAACCGGAAGUCGUACAUGGAGCUGCUCUUCUGGAAGACUACCCGCGACGCGACAGAAAUCGUGGAUGGCUACAAUGCGGAAACGACUAACAAGAAAGUUUCACGAGCGACCUGGACGGAGGCGGAAGAGGAUGAGCUGCGUACCCUCUUCAUGGAGCAUCAGACUAACAAAUAUCCUCAAGAUUUAAUUGAUUGGAUAUUGGAGCAUGUCAUCAAUGAAAAUAGAACACGACGUACCAUCAUCAAGAAACUCAAGGAGAUGUGUCUGAUUGUCAAUUCUAAGAGCGUGCGAGCUGAGGUACAAAAGAGAUUACCUAAGGAGUGGUCUGAGGAAGAAAUCGCCCAGCUUACGGAACUUUGGACACAGUUGAAGGACGAUGAUGAUCCCGUGGAUUUGAUUUUCACCGGACUUAGAAUAAAGCGGCCGAAGCCGAAGAUCAAGGAGAAGCUUCUGGAAUUAGGAUUGGCGCAGGAUCGCAAGGAGCUGCGCAAAAAGCGGUCCAGAAAAAGCAACCAGGGUAAAUCGUCGUGGGAAACGCAAGCUGCCAGUAAUUCUGACGGGAACGAAAGUUCAGCCACCGACGACGAAGACGGCGAAGAAACUCGAAAAUCCUCGAAGCGCGGCGGCGCACCCCGGCGGAGCGAGGAGCCGACGAAAAAGAAGCAACGGAACAGGCGGAAGCUACCGACGAUCGUUUAUACGGAUGCACAAUUAUCCGGUCUCUUGAAGGACGUCAUCGACAGGGACAUGAGAGAGGCGUUGGAAUGGAUCAAGGAAUCCCUGCAAGACGUUCUGGACGAUCGUGAUGAGGAGAGCUCGGAGGGCAUACCCCUGGUGCCGCUGACAGAUUACUCGGCGUCCGCGAUGGAUUCACCGAGUUUUCAAAAGCUUCUUCACGCCAUGGGAUUUGUGCCACCGGCUGAUGCCCAGGAAUCUUAUUGGCGCAUCCCGGCGAAUAUGCUUACAGCCACGCUUCAGAAACGUUACAAACUCAUCGGAGACGCUUUAGUCGGUGAAUUCAUUGUCGAGGAAACGCGUAAAGAUUCCGAGAUUGAUGAAAGGGUGGACGACAGUGAAGACGAUACCAACGUGUUCGAGAAUGUGAAAAAAUUCUUUGCGCCCAGAGAACCAGAACCGUCGACUUCCGGACAGUCGGAACGAUCUACUAAAAUUCAGUUAUCACAAAAAUCCAAAAUAUUAUUGACAUUAAACGAAGAAAGUGAUGAAGCAGAAGCUAUAGAAAUAGAAGAAAAGGAUGAAACGGAAUUCCCAGUAAAAGCGCACAAAGAAAACACAGGCAACGUGAGAAACCGAGUAAGGAUACUCAACGACUCCUCCGAAUCGGAAAUGGAAAUUGAAAGGGACGUCGAUGAUAAGAACGACGACGUAAAGAGAGAUAGAGCUGAUUCUUCAUCUGAUACGGAUAAACCAUCCACUAAGAAACGUCGAUUACUCGAUAGUGACGAAGAGGCAGAACCACUAAGAAAUGAUUAUACCGAGGCAAAUGGCGCACCUGUAAUAAUUAGCGAUGAUGAAGAAUCAUUGCCUAACGUGCGAUCUGAGCGACCUACAUCUCGCGUAAUAAUCAGCGACGAUGAAGAUUAAGAGAAAGCGUUUAUAUUCCAGAUGUUUAAAAUUUGUUAUUCCAGAUAUUUAAAAUAUUCUUAAGCAUUCAAAAUGUUGCAGUAUAUCAAAACAUUUUUUUUAUAACUCGAAUAAUAACUAAAGCAAAAAUUAAAUUAAAACACAUUUUAUCGAGUAUUCUUCUAUGAUAAAUAUGCUUUGCUGAGAUUGAAAAUUUAUAUAAUAAAA